Messenger RNA from Caenorhabditis angaria, 2410 nucleotides. Lineage: Eukaryota; Metazoa; Nematoda; Chromadorea; Rhabditida; Rhabditidae. The record is from the annotation of a GenBank genome assembly.
AUGUCGGAAAAACGAUUGGAUUUACAAGGAAUUCGAGGGCUGGCGAUUUUGGCCGUUUUGGGCUUUCAUUUUUAUCCCGAACUAUUUCCGAACGGAUAUUUGGGAGUUGAUCAGUGAGUUUUGAAAUCAAAAUGGUGACGAAAAGGUUUUCAGUCUCAGAAGAUGAAAUUCUAAACUUUCAUCUUCGGAAAAAUCAUUGAAUCUGAUUUCGACCACCAUUUUCAGAUUCUUCGUCCUCUCCGGUUUCCUAAUGUGUAUGCUCCUCACAAAAUCGCAAAACCUUCCAACUCCCGAAUUUUUCACCAAUUUCUACACCCGUCGCUUCAAAAGAACCCUGCCACUCUACCAACUAUGCAUAUUUUUCUCUCUUAUUUUCCUAAUCACAAUAUUUCCCGAAGCCGCAAUUUCGCAAAACGAAAAAUCGGCCAAAAAAGCAAUGCUUUUCAUCUCAAACCGCCUCAAAUCAGAUCAGGAGAACUACUUCGAAAUGUUAUCGAUUGCAAUCGAUAUUUUCACACAUACUUGGUCACUUUCUGUCGAAAUUCAAUUCUAUUUCUUGGCUCCAAUAAUAUUCCUGCUCCCUGAGCAUUUAUACACAUUUUCGUUGAUUUCAGUGGGAAGUUUCAUCUAUUUUCAUCAUUUGCCAACAAAUUUCGCGUUUUUGAGUGUUUUUGCGAGAAUUUGGCAAUUUAUGACAGGUUAGAACUAUAAGUUUGCCACGCCAUAAAAAAUUUCCAAAGAAAAACGGAAUCUGAGAAACCUGAAACCAAGAUUCACUAUAUUUUCAGGCAUGCUUGCCUUCACUCUCGAUAGAAACUGGAACACGGCAUACCAGCAGCUUAGUCUCCAACAAGAAGAUUGUGAAUGUCUACUACAGGACGAAGAAGAAAGUCUGGAAGAAACUCCAAUAUUCCAAAAAUCCAGUCUAAACUUGCUCACAAAAAUAAUCACUACAAUCCUCCUUUUCUCAAUUUUCUACUUCGAAAUCUUGCCAGAACUUUUGAUGCGACCAAUCGUCACAUUUCUAACCGGAAUAUUAUUACUUAUCUCAUCUGGAGAAGAUGCAGUGCUUUCCAACAAAGUUUUAGUAUAUCUGGGAGAUAUUUCGUAUAGUUUAUAUUUGAUACAUUGGCCGAUAGUUGCUUAUUGGAAAAUGACCGGGGAGGGAAAUCAAAAUGAACUUGCGAUGUAUUUGAUGUUAACUGUGGGGAUGGGAAUCGUAAUGUUUCACACAUUCGAAACCUGGUACACUGGAAAAGCAUCGAAUUGGACGGUUUUCGUAGUGGUGGUAUUAUUGAGUUUAGGGAAUUUGGCUGUUUUGAAUCGAGAUGAGCUAAUUUUCGAAUCACAGGUACUCCUAGACUGAUUUCCACCGAUAAAUCAAAUAACUUCAGGUCUACACGAGAGAUGGAAUAUUAGCGAAUAUGACACUUGCUGAUGCGAUAAGAUUUAACAAAGAUUGGUCAGUUCAUGACGACGACAAUCUCCUACACCCAACCUGCGAUUAUGAAUUCACUAAACCUUUAGGUUGGUGCAAUCAAACUGGUCUCUCUCCUAGAAAUAAAUAUCGAAUCAUGAUAAUUGGCAAUAGUUGGGCGGCUAAUCAGGGACAAUUAAUUUAUGAUGAAUGCAAAGAUAAAGCAAAAAUUAUAUUACAAGGCUCGGCUUAUGGUUGUGAGCCAUUUUAUCCGUCGAAAAAUGAUACGAAGUGUAAGAAGAAUUUUACGUAUUUUGAGGAGAGGGUUAGAGAAUUUGAGCCGGAUUAUGCUUUUCAUUUGACAAGGUGGGUGCCAUUUACGAAUGGAAGAGGGAGAUUUUCUAGUGGGAAAACUACAUAGAUUUUUCAAAAAUAAAUAUCCAAUUUUCUACGAAACUAAAGUUCACUGUAGAAGUUAACCUAAGUCCCCGGAUUUCAGACACAUAUCAUACGGUGAAGAAUUUUCGGGAAAUUACCAAACCGACCAGGUUUAUCAGACGAUGUUGAAACAAAUGAAAAUAAUGACGAAAUAUAUCAAACGAAAAUUUUUUAUACUUGAUGCAAUUCCGUGGAUUGUAGAAGGGCAAGUUCGAAAAAUCACAGAUUAUAUCAAGAAAAAUGUGUCUUUCGUUGAAAUUGAUGUGAGUUUUUUACUUAUUCUUCAUAUUUCAUCAGAAGAAAAUUUUCUAGAAAAAAUACACAAAUUUCACGAAUUUUGUGUUUGCACGUGAAAGAUACGCUCAACUUUUCAAAGAUUGCGGGAACAAAUGUGAACGAAUUGAUUAUAUCGAAGAAUUCUACCGAAAUGACACUGGAACUUAUCGGUUUUUUGACGAUCGAGGAUUUAGUUAUAUGACAAGUGCGAAUCAUUUGUCACCUCAUGGUUUGGAAAAAAUUCGACAUGUUUUUACGGAAAUUUGUGAUAAACUAUGA